AUGGGGCCCCGGAGCCCCCGCCUCAGCCUCGGCUUCUCUGUCUCCAGCCUGGGACUUCUGCUCCUGCUCCCACUCCUUCCAGGGUGCUUGGGAGCUGAGGGCAGGCUGGCUUACAAGCUGCUCCGGGACCUCUUCACCAACUACACAAGUGCCCUGAGACCUGUGGCAGACACAGACCAGGCUCUGAACGUGACCCUGGAGGUGACGCUGUCCCAGAUCAUCGACAUGGAUGAGCGGAACCAGGUGCUGACCCUGUACCUGUGGAUCCGUCAGGAGUGGACAGAUACCUACCUACGAUGGGAUCCCGAUGCCUAUGGUGGCCUGGAUGCCAUCCGCAUCCCCAGCAGUCUCGUGUGGAGGCCAGACAUCGUGCUCUAUAACAAGGCGGACGCCCAGCCGCCAGCCUCGGCCAGUACCAACGUAGUCCUGCGGCACGACGGCGCCGUGCGCUGGGACGCGCCGGCCAUCACACGCAGCUCGUGCCGCGUGGACGUGUCGGCCUUCCCGUUCGACGCGCAGCGCUGCAGCCUGACGUUCGGCUCGUGGACGCACAGCGGGCACCAGCUGGACGUGCGCCCGCGCGGCGCCGCCGCCAGCCUGGCCGACUUCGUGGAAAACGUGGAGUGGCGCGUGCUGGGCAUGCCAGCGCGGCGGCGCGUGCUCACCUACGGCUGCUGCUCUGAGCCCUACCCGGACGUGACCUUCACGCUGCUGCUGCGCCGCCGCGCCGCCGCCUACGUGUGCAACCUGCUGCUGCCCUGCGUGCUCAUCUCGUUGCUCGCGCCGCUCGCCUUCCACCUGCCUGCCGACUCGGGCGAGAAGGUGUCGCUCGGCGUCACCGUGCUGCUGGCGCUCACCGUCUUCCAGCUGCUCCUCGCCGAGAGCAUGCCGCCGGCCGAGAGCGUGCCACUUAUCGGGAAGUACUACAUGGCCACUAUGACCAUGGUCACCUUCUCCACAGCGCUCACCAUCCUCAUCAUGAAUCUGCAUUACUGUGGUCCCAGUGCCCACCCAGUGCCAGCCUGGGCUCGGGCCCUCCUGCUGGGACGCCUGGCACGGGGCCUGUGUGUGCGAGAACGAGGGGAGCCUUGUGGGAAGUCUAGGCCACCCGAGUCACCUCCCAGCCCCCAGCCUCCUGAGGGAGGGGCUGGCCCCCCAGCAAGCCCUUGCCAUGAGCCGCGGUGUCUGUGCCGUCAGGAAGCCCUACUGCACCAUGUAGCCACCAUUGCCAACACCUUCCGUAGCCACCGGGCUGCCCAGCGCCGCCAUGAGGACUGGAAGCGCCUGGCCCGUGUGAUGGACUGCUUCUUCCUGGGCAUCUUCUUCUCCAUGGCCCUGGUCAUGAGCCUCCUGGUGCUGGUGCAGGCCCUGUGAGUCCCAGGGGUCUGCUGCAGCCCCGGCACCUCCAAACGGGAAUGGAAAGGCCAGGGGGUUGUUGGCCCUCAGAUAGGCCACCCAGUCUCUCCGCAUUGCACCUAAGAGCCUGGGACACCCUCUCUUCAGGAUCAGCACUGCUGAGUUCACAGACCAUGAGGGAGCACUUGUCCACGUCCCCUAAGCUCUGCGGGAAAUCCAGAGCCUGCCCUCCCCUAAUUCCUAAAGAGGAGGAACUCUAAGGAGGGUCAAGAUCAAAGCGCAGUCCUGGAGGCAUAGAAUUGUACUUGGGCGCUGCGUGUUAGAGCUUUCAGUGGGGAGAGUGCAGGUUAUGUGAGAAACAGAACUGCCACACUUCCUCUGCUCUUCCUUCCUCAUUGGCUGCUGGUACAGGCACUUGGUCUUGCCUGUCCCUGCUGAGGGGCUCAGGGAAGGGAC
This is a messenger RNA of Diceros bicornis minor, 1812 nucleotides long. RefSeq names its product cholinergic receptor nicotinic alpha 10 subunit (gene CHRNA10). Gene Ontology annotation, biological process: nervous system process; signal transduction; regulation of membrane potential. Bases 1 to 1374 code for a protein of 457 amino acids. NCBI's taxonomy places the organism in Eukaryota, Metazoa, Chordata, Mammalia, Perissodactyla, Rhinocerotidae. The transcript is spliced from 5 exons. The record is from RefSeq and is a predicted model, not a curated record. Gene Ontology annotation, molecular function: acetylcholine-gated monoatomic cation-selective channel activity; transmembrane signaling receptor activity. Gene Ontology annotation, cellular component: postsynaptic membrane; neuron projection; synapse.